Molecule: messenger RNA, 1515 nt
Organism: Oldenlandia corymbosa var. corymbosa
Lineage: Eukaryota; Viridiplantae; Streptophyta; Magnoliopsida; Gentianales; Rubiaceae
Source: the annotation of a GenBank genome assembly
AUGGCAUUUCUCCACUUUCUUUAUUUGCAUAAAUUCUUAUUCUUAUUAUUUCUCUUUCUUUCUUCUGCCCACAUUUCAUCCGGACAACAUCCGGCCCAAGAAAUAGUGACUUUUGGUCUUAAACGCUCUGAUUUCCCGAAAGAUUUCUUAUUUGGAGCAGCUUCAUCUUCUUAUCAGUACGAAGGAGCAGCUUUCAUAGAUGGAAAAGGACCAAGCAUAUGGGACAUUUUCACCCACAACUUCUCAAAUAAAAUAGCAGAUCAUUCUAAUGGUGAUGUAGCUGAAGACUUUUAUCAUCGUUACAAGGAAGACAUAAAACUAAUGAAAUUCAUUGGUUUGGAUAGCUUUAGAUUCUCCAUCUCAUGGCCAAGACUUAUACCAACUGGAAAGCUAAGUGACGGGGUGAACCAAAAAGGCAUCGACUUCUACAACAACCUUAUCAACGAGCUUCUAGCGAAUGGUAUUAAGCCAUUGGUAACCUUGUUCCACUGGGAUCUUCCUCAACAUCUAGAAGAUGCAUACAAUGGUUUUUUAAGCCCUCAAAUCACGAAUGAUUUUAUGGAUUUUGCGGACCUUUGUUUCAAAGAAUUCGGUGACAGAGUGAAGCUUUGGUCAACUAUCAAUGAACCCAAUAUCUUUACUUUCCUGGCAUAUGAUCUCGGAAUAUUGGCUCCGGGACGAUGCUCGGCAUGGAGGAACAACGACUGCCCCGCCGGAAACUCUGCAACUGAACCCUACAUUGUUGCACACAACAUUCUUAUUGCUCAUGCUUCGCCAUCUCAAAAAGGGACAAUCGGAAUCGUGAUUGCUACACAAGCUUAUGAGCCCUUCUCAAACAGUAAUGCUGACAUUGAAGCUGUUCAACGCGCACAAGAUUUCUUUUAUGGAUGGUUUGCGGAUCCAUUAGCUUUUGGACAUUAUCCACAAAGCAUGCAAGAUCUUGUUGGCAACAGAUUACCUAAAUUCACAUCGGCUCAAUCGGAUCUCGUCAAAGGCUCUUUCGAUUUCUUCGGACUGAAUUAUUACUCUGCCAAUUUUGCGGCCAACACUACGCGCAACGUUGGCACAAAUAUUAGCUAUUCAACCGACAAUAACGUACUCACAUCAACCAUCAGGAACGGGAAACCUAUUGGUGAACAGGAGGGAAAUUCAAUGUUUUUUGUGUAUCCUAAAGGUCUUCAAGAUGUUCUCGUCUAUACCAAGAACCGAUACAACAAUCCACUUGUCUAUAUCACAGAGAAUGGAUUUGUUGAGACCGGCGUCAACAGCGUUCAAGUAGGGGUGAUGGACAACCAAAGAAUCAACUUUUACAGAGAACAUCUAAAGUAUCUCAAAAAAUCCAUUGACCUUGGCGUGAAUGUGAAGGGCUUCUAUCCAUGGUCAUUUUUGGACACAUUUGAGUGGAAUUCCGGGUACACACUCCGUUUCGGUCUGGUCUACAUUGAUUAUCAGAAUGGGUUGAAGAGAUAUCCCAAAUUUUCAGCCCUGAGUUACAAGAAAUUCCUCAGCUCUUAA